This is a messenger RNA of Protobothrops mucrosquamatus (brown spotted pit viper), 1061 nucleotides long. RefSeq names its product protein TOPAZ1. The coding region runs from base 1 to 783 and encodes 260 amino acids. The record is from RefSeq and is a predicted model, not a curated record. The transcript has 5 exons. Gene Ontology annotation, biological process: spermatocyte division; spermatid development. Lineage: Eukaryota; Metazoa; Chordata; Lepidosauria; Squamata; Viperidae.
AUGCGCGAGCCUACACCAGGGUCAGAAUGGAUAAUAAAUACAGCAGCAUGGCCUUGUGAAAGAAUAGAUGUCCUCAAUCGACAUAAUUUGCUAUAUGCUGUAGCAUCUGAAUUAAUUACAAAAAACCGGUAUGAUGAAACGUUUGAAGUCUUAAAAAAUCUCCCAGGUUUUCAGAAUACUUAUAACUCUCUGGAUGUAACCCAGUAUGGCCCUUUGUUUAAUAAACUGCUAAGUGCUUGUGCAGAAAGCAGAAACAUUGAAAUAUCAUCUACUGUAGUAGAAUUCAUACUUGCAAGAAAUAUUCCUAUUGAAUUUAAUUUACUUCGAGGAUUAAUCACAGCACUAGGAAGAAAUCGUUUGUGGCUUAAGGCCAGGAAACAUUAUAAAAAUGCUUUAGCAUUGGGUUGCUAUCCACCAUCUGAGGGAAAUCUUUAUCGUAAACUUCUACUGAUUCCUUCUUAUAUGAGUGAAGUUGAAAUGCUAUUAGCAAUUGAAGUUUUUUUGGUUUCAAAUGCCAGUAGUAUUCAGAGUCCUGGAGCUUCCACUCAAAUACUUCAAAUAGUAUUAAAAAGAUAUGAAGGUAACAAUAUUCGAAACAAGGAAGAAUAUCAGAAUGCUGCAGAGAGACUGUAUCAGGCUGCUCAGAUAUCUAAUCCAAAACUUUUCAUAAAGCAUUUGACUGUCAAUGUUAAUAAGGACCAAAUUUAUAGUUUGGGGAAUGCGUCCGUACUUAAAUGGUUGAAAGAGAAUAUGAAAUGGGCAGGAAGAGCCUGGCUUUUUUAGUUACAGUAAUCAUUGCUUAAAAUAAAUCUAUAAAGGUUGUUUCUGUUGUGUUCAGACUCUUAAUAAUUCAGUUUUUCUGUUUCUAACAAAAAAAAUAAUUUAGAAUAUGGGUUUCUAGGCAUGGUCAUUCAGAAGGAUCAAUUCGUGAUCAUUUACUUUUUUUUCUGCAUCAAAAUAUGCUCACAGUUCAGGGUUAGAAUUAGAGGUUUCAUAAUCUUUACUGUCUUUCAAAAACAAGGUUGUUUCCAUGCAAAUAGUUUACAGUUCUGAGGACAGCA